Messenger RNA from Penicillium atrosanguineum, 1155 nucleotides. RefSeq lists its product as uncharacterized. The record is from RefSeq and is a predicted model, not a curated record. The transcript has 3 exons. Lineage: Eukaryota; Fungi; Ascomycota; Eurotiomycetes; Eurotiales; Aspergillaceae. Bases 1 to 1155 code for a protein of 384 amino acids.
AUGCCUGGACUGUCGCUCCGCGGUCCAAGGCCCGCGAAAUUGCGGGCGAUUAUCCUAGCGGCCCUGUUCAUCAGCAAUCCCCUCGCCGUCCAGGGCCUGAGAACCACAUCGGGCUCUCCCUGCGCAGAACAGUGCAGCAAAUCGGGGGGGUCAUCCUCAAACACCACCGUCUCCGAGAUUGUUUGUCUAGACUCGCACUAUAAUCAGACCAAAGGUCGCGAUUUCGAAGACUGCAUCAAGUGCGAGUUGGAAAGCACCUACGUCGAUCGUCCAUCGGGGGAAACCGAUGUCAACUGGGGUCUCUUUAACCUCCGUUUCGCUUUCACGACGUGUGUCUUCGGGUAUCCCGCAGUGAUCACAAAUCAAACCUCGCAAUGCCCAGUCGCAUGCGCGGGGAUCCAACCCGCUGUAGAAGUCGACCUGUUAGACCCUAGCGCGAACAAUUUCCAAAACUGGUGCAAGAGUACCGCGUUCGCCGACAACGUCGUCAACACCUGCGAGUUCUGCUAUAACCUGACCUCCGAAGCCGUGAACCCCGGCACAACCGGCGCGCAGGUAUACCUUGGAAACUUCCUCGAAUCCAUUCGCUACAACUGCCACUACAGCACAACAAUCGGCUCCACAUUCGACAUCUCCCCCUCCCGGAUCUUCACCGAAGUCCUCCUGCCCUCCUCAAUGUCCCUCUCCACGCCAACUGCCUCCUCAAGCGGCGUAAAUCUAGGCGUGGUCAUCGCCCUCCCAAUCCUAGGCUUCAUAAUCAUCCUCAUUGCACUAGCCACAUGCUGCUUCUUCUUCAUCCGGUAUCGUCGCAAGCGCGUCCGCCGGAACCGCUACCAAAGCCAUCUGUACGAACGUUGGAAUGAUACCACCAUCGGCACCCCGCAACAGAGCCAGGGUGUCUGGGGCUGGGCGGGUCAGCCCGCGUACUCUGAUAAUGACCAGGCGGCAGCGGCGUAUGGGUAUGGGUCGGGCUUCGGGUUUGUUGAUAAUGAUGGGCAUGCUCGUGAGGUUGGGUAUGGGUAUGACCACUCGCAGACUAAGACUGGGUUCCAGCAUGGAAUUAGUGAGGCGCCGUUGCCUCAGACGGGGCCGCCUGGUAUUAAUAUUUCUGAGGCUGGGCAUGGAUAUCCGCCUGAUCAAAAGCAUGCUCUCUAG